Zootermopsis nevadensis is the source of this 2866-nucleotide messenger RNA. Lineage: Eukaryota; Metazoa; Arthropoda; Insecta; Blattodea; Termopsidae. The record is from RefSeq and is a predicted model, not a curated record.
ACGAGCGAACAAUUGCUUUCUGCGAGAGGAAAUGCAUCUCAAUGAGUAAUAAAUGAGCAGAGCAGAACGUGACUUUUUUCGUUUCAGAUUCAGUUUAAGUGUGGCUAUUCUGCGAGGUUCAGUGUACGCCAUGGGCGGUUGUCGUUGUGACAGAACGGCAGAAAGUUAUGACCCCAAGACGAACAAGUGGUCGUGGAUCGCUCCCAUGAACACAGAGCGAUCCGAUGGAAGUGCGGCUGCACUGAAUGACAAAAUGUACGUCGCUGGUGGAUGUAGUGUUGGUGAUAUUCAAAACUCGGUGGAAGUUUAUGACCCGGACACCGACCUAUGGACGUUCGUUGCUCCAAUGCAUUCUGGACGUUGGCCUUUUUCUUGUGUCGAGUUCCACGGCUGUCUGUACGCCCUAGGAGGACACAACUUGACAUCAUCCAAGCUCAGUACCGAAAAGUACGUCCCUGCAGAAGACACGUGGACCAAGAUCCCUUACAUGAACUUCUAUGCAUAUAAACUCAACGCAGAAGUGAUCGACGAUAUGAUCUUCGUCAUCACUGGAUAUUAUGACAGGACCAAAUUCGUACCCCAAGUCGCAUGUUUCGAUGACAAGGAAAAUCGAUGGCACCAGGUGGCAGACUUGAAUGUUUGUAGAUACGGAAUUUCGACUUGUGUCAUCGAGAACCUACCAAAGGCAAGCGAUUACGCCUACAAGCACAGAGACAAAUUGAUAGUGGAGAAACGCAAAAGAACCUUAGAUUUAGAAAAUCAAUAGUUUUUGCGGUUGAUUACAACCACAGCGAACACUUUAAGUUAACUUAACAUGUUCGUUGAUUCUUUUACAUUUAGCGUCCUUUUUUGCGUUUUUCCUCCAUUAAUUUGUCUCUGUGCUUCACACUCCGUCCGUCUUAACCAACGGACGUUACACUCUUAAAAUUUGUAAUUCCGUAAACGGAACGAAUGAAUUAAAUACAACGAAGAAAAUUCAUUCCCUCUUGCAUUGUUAAUAUUAAGAGCAGGAACGAAUUAAAGGAUGAAAUAGCUAAAAUAUUAUUUUCGUACUUGUAGCAUCAGGAAAUUGUGCCUGACAACUGUUGUGUGCUUCAUGAAACUGCGUGCGAAAUUAACUUUAAAUAUCAACACUAGAUGGACUGUUCCAAACGGCGUUACACAAACAAGUGACGAAAAAGAAAGCCUACGAAGGGACUGCUUUAAACCAUCAGCUUUUUGGGGAUGACAGCGGCAAACUGAAAUUUCCUUGUACAAGAACAAAAUAUUUAGUUGUAAAACUGCUACUGUGUGAAAAAUUGAGCAUACGUAACUUGAGAUACCACAAUAGAUAUUGUUAGUUAAUUAGUUAGUUAGUUAAGUGUUCUUUGUCGAGAAUGUAAUCGAAACAACGAAUCGGGGUUAAAAUUACUGACAAACUAACUCUGUGAUGACAUGAGGAAAAUGCUGUUCAUAAAAUCUCAGUCACUCAAAGAAAACCAGGAAAACAUUUCACAACAGCAAGUUCUGUAAAAAUGAUAGAGGACCAUCACUCGGAAUGUCCAGAGUUCUCACCUAGGGCGUACAGACAGCCGUGGAACUCGACACAAGAAAAAGACCAACGUACAGAAUGCAUUGGAGCAACGAACGUCCAUCGGUCGGUGUCCGGGUCAUAAACUUCCAGCGAGUUUUGAAUAUUACCAACACUACAUCCACCAGCGACGUACAUUUUGUCUGUAAAAACAAAUUAUGACACGAACUGUACACAUAUUUGUUUUAGGGAGAGCCAUUAAACUGCUCCGUGCAGAGCACAGACAUGGGACAAUUCGUACUUAAAUUUGUAAAUCUAUUAAGUCCCCCUUCGAGUCACAGAAACUGGACGGACACGGCUGCCUCUGUUCAUUUGUUUCUUUCUUUCGAAUGCAGACAAUCAGCGUGUCAAAGGAAAUUAGUUUAACUGAUAAAAUUUAACAUAAACAGCAUAAUGUGCUUAAAUUAAUGCAUGAUGUAAAUGAAGGUAAGUUACGUCUUCUGUGAAACGAAUUUUAUUAAAUUUGGUAUCAGAGAUGUACGGAACGAGCUGCUAAAAGGUGCUCUACAUUUAUAAUAUAACGCGCUAAUUACGUGAGAUUAUUAACUGUUUCAAAAACAUUACAUCUGUAUUUUAUGAUAGCCAGUUUGAUAGUUUGAUGGUUGUUUGCAUUCACUCCUAGUGCACACUAAAAGGCAGAAGGCGACGCACAGGGACAGCUUACGAAAGCAGAAGAAUCCAUCACGCACUCAGAACUUCAAGCCGUUGAAGUCUGUGAAAUCACGUAGUCCGUGGCACGGAUAAAAGCAAUAGAUAAUGAAAGAAUAUGGGACAGUGGAGUGGGGGAAACUUAGAUCAAGAGCGAAGAGGAAUGCCUUGAUGAUGAAGGAAUUAAGUUCGUCUGAAACGUCGGCGGAUGUCAAACGACGGCCAUCUUCGUACUACCCACCGUGAGAACCUCAAAUCCUGCGAAUUUUUAUACACUACUCCGGUGAGUGGCCCAAGGACUUUCUGGAAGUAACAAUGAUUCCAUUACAGAAGAAAAAGAAUUCAAAGAAGUGCGGCGAUUACAGGACCAUCAGCCUAAUCUCACAUGUGGCGAAGAUAAUGACUAAAAGACUAGAAAAGAAGAUAGAGGAAGUGAUGGGAGACGACCAAUUUGGAUUCAGGAGAGGAAGAGGAAGCAGAGAUGCCAUCGGAGUUAUGAGAAUAAUUUCAGAGAGAGUUCUCGAUGUCAAGGAAGAAGUAUGUGCCUGCUUCAUCGACUGGAAGAAGGCUUUCGAUCGAGUAAAAUGGAAGAAAUUAAUGAGGAUCCUACAGAGAAUUGGAAUUGAUUGGAGAGAUAGAAGACUAAUC